Pocillopora meandrina is the source of this 32062-nucleotide messenger RNA. The record is from the annotation of a GenBank genome assembly. NCBI's taxonomy places the organism in Eukaryota, Metazoa, Cnidaria, Anthozoa, Scleractinia, Pocilloporidae.
AUGACUAAGAGAGAACUGGAGAUCUUUUUUGGAACUGAUGACCUAUCACAAGGUAGUCCCAUAAAUUUCAAAUAAAACUACUUCUAAAUAAACGCAAAAAGAUUUACUUUUGAUAAAAUGGUAGCAAAAUCCAUGGUUUGUUAAAUGAUAAAAUGAAAAAAUCUGCUAUUGAUCUAAUUAAAUUGUUUCUUAACCAGUUGAUGAGAUGUUAAGGGAACCUUUUAGUUGAAAAUGGAUUUUGCAAAGGGAUUUGCUCUUUCUUUUAUCAGAUUACGUCAGAUUACGUACUCGAACACGUCACUUUUGAGAUUCGAAUAUCACUCCUCGCGCGCCUCACUCGACAAUUUGUAUGGAAUCGAGUCGACAAGAUUACGCAAAAGUGUUCAACUAUCUAUCUUACUCUAGAAUAAAUCUUUUUACAGUAUGGGUAUUUUUUCAUUUCUCACGCUAUCGGAUGAACAUUACUUGUUUAUCUGAAUUACCUGAAGACUAAAUAUUUUAUAUACUAUGAAAAAUUUUCAGUACCUGAGUACGACAUUAGCGAACCGUUUGAAGAGAAAACCGAUGAUCACCGUCAAAAGAGAAGUGCUGAAGAUGAUAAAAAGUACUUCAAGAUAAAGGCUUUUGGCGAAAAACUGCCUUUACAACUCAUAUUAAAUCAGAAGCUUAUGUCACCCGAUUUUAAAGUGGAAAUCAAACGAAGAGAUGGGAGAACAGAGUAUCAACCAGCUCCGAAAAAUACUUUUUAUCUUGGAAAGGUCAUGUCAGAGCCCGAGUCAAUGGUGGCCGUUAGUCACUCCCAGGGAAUGGUCAGAGUCAUAAUUCUUUUUCAUACUAUUCUUAAUAAAUUUGGCACGGUAAAAUUACGAAUGACAUAGUAUUCCAAAAUUUUUUAAAAAUUUUUCCCUAUAUUCAUCAGCCGACCAAAUCGCCAUGAAUUGAGCUUAUUCGAAGCUAAAUCCUGGAAAUUCUCAAAGCAACCGUUACCUACCCCUAAAUUUCUAUUUUAAAGUAAUAACAAAUAUUACAGGUGUACUCAUGUGACGAACCAAGGCUAACCGCGGUUUUGAAAGCUUGAGUUGAGGAUACUCAUGAUGCUGGUCUGUAUAUAGGCUACUGAUUCUUCAGGUUAAUCACUGACAGCUGCUGUAUCCACUGAUAUUCCUUGGUGUGAGGUGCUGUCAGAGUGACGUUAAAGAUCACUCAAAACGUUCACUUAGCAAGAUUUAGAAACUAGCAUGUCCAGUCCACUGCGCCAGUCAGUGGUUGACCCUGUUUACUAUUGUUCAGAGUCUACAAAAUGCUAAUUGAUCAUGACUGUUUUAUGUCAAUUUUUCUAGCAUGGACUGAUCCAGCGAUCUGGUGAAUCUUUAUACAUUCAACCGCUGCCAACUCAUCUCUCGAAGCACGUCGAGUAUAAAGAGAUAAGUCAACCUCACCUCAUUGUCAAAAGAUCAAUCAGAGAAAAUUUAGUUUUCAGCAAGCGAGGUAUAUUUUGUUUUCCUCAUCUAGUUGACAUAAUGUUUAAGAAGCUAUGUUACGGUAUCCUAAGUUUUCAAAGUUGUCAUUCGCAGUCUGCGUUAAACGUUAUUACAACCAUCUACAACUAUUUCAUUUAGAGUUUGCUCUAUUUCUUAUAUUUUGGAUGUGGUCUCUACAAACACAAAAAGUCCAUUUUAGAGAGUUAUCCGCACCACAACAACUUUUAUACUUAUGUUACCUAUUUUGUUCCAGCAGCUAAGGCAACUUCACCGAAAGGAAUUUUGCGCUCCAUUGAAUCGUCAAACAAAUACUUGGAAGCUGCUUUGGUCACAGAUGAAAUCACUGCUGAGAAAUAUGGCGAGUCCAAAAUUGCAUCAAUUCUGCUCAUCAUUGGGAACAUUGUGAGUUACGGGACGAAACAAUUUCUUUACUCGCUUUUUUCUUUAUGCGGAAAAGAAGAAGCGAUAAGUAAUACAUUUUUGUGCGUGAAAUAGCUGGCCCUAAAAUUUACUGUUUAAACUCCUAAACUUACAUAUUUUUCUUUCCCGAAGGUCGCAGGCAUGUUCCAAGAUCCCAGUGUUGGAAAAGUCAAAGUAACCUAUGUCAUCAAACGUGUCACAGUUCUAAAUGCUGCAGAGGUAAGUAAAACGUUUUUAUGCUUGCCUGUUUAACGUGGCGAGUACAGGUUCAACAAGCAAGCAUGAUUGGUAAAUAUAACGAUAUCAGUCUAAAUGAGGAAGAUGCGGGACUCAUUUCAUUUAUUGGUAGUCUACUUUUUUUCGCAACAAGACUUUGACAAAGAUUUUAACAAUACUGACCAUUUCACUGCUUUUUCCAGCUUGGUUUGCAAUCAUUGAGUAAUAAUGGCAAAGUAAUAAGACUCGAGAAAUGGAACAAAGACAUCGCUUAUUCGGACAAAGUCGAUGUCACUUCAUACAUAUCUAGGUGAGCCUGGGAAGACAAUUUAGAUAAACCACUUUCUAAUUAGUGAGCUGGAAUCCGGGUCGAAAUGUGUUCGUCCCUACCGUGUAUAACUCCGAAAAGGCUGUUGCUGGGUUCAAAGUCGUAACGAAGCUUUCUAGAUGUUUUCGGUUUGUAAGCCGCGUUGCGUGAUAAGAAAUGUACUUCGGCCAAGAUCUUUCCGACGAGGUAUUGAGGUUAGCCACGUUUUAUGAGGCGGGUUAGAAUUCUUCCCUCUUUAACUCAGAAGAUUCUUUAACCGAUUUUGUUCUCAGUAAGCGUAAUGCUUCUCCUUUAACAUUGCCCUUCUUAACACCUUAACACACACCUUCCAUGAAAAGCUGGACAAGGUUCAGGAAAAUGGACCGUAGAGCUUGAUAGCCUAACUGAGGGAAGCAUUAUGGUGCAUAAAUUAAAGAAGCGAAUUUAAUACGAAGUUAACGCUGAUUGCUGUGAAAAAGUCUUAAUUACCAUUGUUCUGUAUAAGGACACGAAGUUUCUGAUUACAUGUCUCUUUUAAUGUCAUCGUUAUAGAUUGGUUGGAUCUGGCGGUAAGUGUUAUGUUUUCUGUUAUUUUAAAUCAGUCUAAUAGCAACGUUAGGGGGUCCAGUUUCCUUGUGGUCAGCCGCUCCUUUCUAAACUUCAGAUGUUAUCAGAUGCUGCAGUGAUCACUUUCGGUUCCUAAAACAAGUUUUACGAUGGUACUGUGGAACCCAUUAAUCUCCUAUUUGUGGUAAAUGUGUAUGCACUAAAGUUGUUUCCACACGUGCAGGUACCGCACCUUUCAAAUCAAUGUGCAAAAACGAAAUUGGGACAGUGAACGUAAACAAUGAUUUGGGACUGCAAUCUGCUGGAAUCAUUGCUCAUGAAACUGGCCACAAGUAAGUUGUUAAGCCGAUAUAGCUACCUCGCUGUUUGUGUCCAGUUCCUUUGCCUGUGGUUAAUAACAACUUUUCUCCGGUUUACUAUACGGCAGAAUCUACAUGGUAGUCGAUUACGAAUAAUUCACUACCGUUCCGACAAAAAUGUCAGUUUUGGUAAAAUCAUAACAUGAAUGCCGACAAGACAGUAGGGUACGUAGUUUAGGCUUACAAGUACAAAACCCUAUUUUAACCCUGUCAAUCAAUGUCAUUUCAUUUUUCCCUUUAAGUUCGAUUUAACCGAGCAUAUUCCUCAUUAGGGGUCUUACUCGUUUUAACCCAUAAUUUUUUUUCCCUUUAGCUUUGGCCUGGGUCACGACGGUAGUGAAAAUCAAUGUAAGGGAGAUACGUACAUAAUGGCUGCAGUCCUCCCCAAUGGAGUUAAUGCCAUGACAUGGUCGACCUGUAGUGCAGACGAAAUGCAAACAUUCCUCAGGUAGUGUGUUAAAUAUCCAACGUUUGAUUCUCACGAAAAGGGACUUACAAGCCAUAAGUCAUCGUUCGAUAUUUUUUUGCUCUUCUUUUACGACAAAAUAUACUGAAGUCCAACUUAAGUACGUAAGGAAUCGAAGGAAGGUUUGUUGAUUCUGUUUGAGAACGAGGCGCUGCGUCGUAAGCAAUGGACAAUUCUACAAGGAUUGCGAGAUAAAUUAAGGACAGUCUUUAUUGAAGGAAUAUUUCUUUUGUAACACCGCGCCGGACUAAAAGAUUUUUUCAGCCAAUGUUUUCAAUAUUAAUAGUUUGCAAUCCAUUACGUGCAUUUCUACAUUGAUAUCCUCAUCCCUUUGUGUUUUCCUAUGAGCUCUCGGUCUUAGUUGUUGUUGUUGCUGUUUUUUUUUCUCGAUCAUCUAAAUGAAGCAACUCGGCCAAGCGACCACUUAAUAAAAUGACACUUUGGCCUUUCUUUGCCCGCCAAGGUCCACAUGUAAGAUACCUUUUAGUUCCCAUUAAAUAUCGUAGAAAAGACUACUAAAUCCAUAAAGUAAAGAGAUUGGUUGCUCAAGUACGAAACUACAACUUAAAUGCCACAUCUUCCUAUGGAAAUAUAAGGCACUAAAACAGACAUAAAUACCGGAAAAUAAAUACCAUAUCAUUUUACUCAUUUCCGGAACACUAUUCAUACAGAAGUAGCGAGUCCUCGUGUCUGGAUGAUGUGCCGACCGAAGUUCUUCCCACUCCCUCUCCUGAUGUAGCCGACUUAUCAGCCCUCCUCCCUGGUGAGAUUAUGGAUGGAGACACGCAGUGCAAAAGUCACUAUGGGGAAGCGUACAGGCGAUGCAGCCAACUAAGGGUAAAUCUUUAGAGAGCUUAAUUUCUCACAUUGAUUUAAAUCUAUCCUCCUGAAAAUUUGAUCUUCUGGAUGAAAAAUAUUUUUUAUAGUUCGCCUUCAUACCAAGGUUUUUAAAGAAUCAUUUCCUUCUGCGAUUUUUGUCUGCGGUUUAAUUUGGCCUCUGUGCCCUACUUACGCGAAAGAUAUGUCACUGUUUUUCAUUAUUUUUUAUCCUUUUUUUCUUAGAAAAACUGCACUUUAUACUGCACUUCAGAUGGCUAUUCAUGUAUAUCUCGAAGGGUUCCGGCUGCAGAUGGUACGAGUUGCGGAUCACGAGACGUACGUACAGAUGUUGUAUAAAGCGGCCUUUUACCGAUCAAUCGUUUUACAAAUUAAAAUUAAUUUUGGAUUUUUAUUUCACCAGUGGUGCAUUAAGGGAGAGUGCGUCGAUAAUGGACGUGCGCACGUUGAUGGGGGGUGGAGUAAUUGGUCAACUUACACCCAAUGUACUCGGUCCUGUGGGGGAGGGGUACAGCACAGGACAAGGACAUGCAAUAACCCUACGUAAGAAUUUUCCACCAUUUUGUAUUAAUUUGGUAACUAAAAAGUUGCUAGCAAGCCUCGUUCUUGACAAUUUCUGUUCUGUUAUCAACGACUUUAACGACUUAUUUGUGCAGCACUUAAUCGACAGAGUCAUAUUGGCCGUGGAUUUGUUAACUCUUCGGUCUAACCUGCCUCAGUUGAACUGAGGAGUUUUUCAUUAAUUUUCACUUAACCAUGAUCGUGACAACGUCGGAGAGUUGGAUUCCUUUAAUAUGCUAUGAUUUUCAUGGCAGUGAAUCGAACAAUAUGAAUGGUUCAAUUCUUAAAGGUUUCUGGGUUUCCAAUAUCUGUCGACUGUAACGAUGACACUAGUGUUGUAGACAAGGUUGACAAUUAUAAAAGCGAUUGCGAUUUACGACUAAGUGAUUCAUCGGUUUUGGGUCAGUAUUGUGAAAAACUGACGUAAGAUUGAAAAAGCUGCCCUCGUCGGCAGCAUUUUUGAAACCUUUUCAUUAUAAGGCCUUCCCAGUCAUGAAAUAACAUACCAUUGAUAGUUCUAUUUUCUUAUUGCACGUACCUCUGCACGCUAUAUCAGACCAAAGUACGGAGGGAAGAACUGUGACGGAUCAACCAUUGGUCAAUGGCGAACCUGCAACUUUAGGGUAAAACAGCUUUUGCCUAUAUCAGUUUGAUUGAAUAUGUAGAUUAACAGGUACAUCAUACCGAAAUAUAUCAUGCAGUGAUGGGCAGGAGUGAAAAAUUAGAUCUAAAAUGGAGUCAAAUAUUUAUUGCUCUGAGAUUUAGCCUUCCGUCUUAAACUUUUUAACCCUUAAACUCCCGUGAGUGAGUGAGGAGGCAGAAUUUCUCCUGAUAGUGUCAAUGCAAUAUCAAGCAGAUAAGUGAUGAGAAUAAAGAAAACUAGCGAUCAAGGGAUUUUUAGUUGAUUCAAUAUCAAAUUCUCCGAACUAACAUCAUAAGAAUUUUAUGACAGAUAGUAAAGCGAAUUACUGAUGAUAUCUUAGGAGUGAAAGGAUUAAAACAUGAGGUAACUAAAUUUAAGAGUCUUUAAUCUUAGCCCUACAAAGCAAUUAAUGUGAUCAAUAUUUGUAGCCUGACUAGAAAAAAAAAUAGCAAGCGCUUUUAGUUUCAGAUUAUUUUCACCUUCCACUAAAACUAUUAAAAUAGAAUAAUUUCAUUCUCUAUUAGCCAUGUGCCAACGAAACGAUUUCAUACAGAGAGAUGCAAUGCAAGGUGUACAACCAAGAUUUUGUGCCAUACUACCUUGGGUCAGGCAAGUAUUGAUAGAAAUAGAAUCACAUAUUGGUAAAAUGAUUAGAGCAGUGUCGAUUACAAUGAUGUAGCCCCUAAACGAAAAUAUCAGUGCUCAGUACUCUUAAGAAAUGGUAGCUUAAUGAAGUUUAUAUAUUUUGGUUUCCUCUAUUGGUAAAUUCAGUUUUAAUGAUCUGGACCCAAAUUAAAUUUCAUUUCCCUGGGCAGAUCUCUGUGGACUCUACUGCCGGAUUGGGAGCAGAGUCUCAAGACAUGGAAAAGUCAAAGAUGGAACUCGUGCAACAAAAGAUGAAUUUGUAUUUGACGUCUGCAUCAAAGGGACACGUGAGGUAUUUUAGUAUUUGGUAAUUACCCAACUUCCCCUUUCUCCUCCCUCCCCUCCUCCCACAACCAUUGGCAUGAACUAAUCUAUGGCCAACUAAGCUGCUUAUUCUUAUGCUAUUCUAAGCCUGUAGGUUGUGAUCAUUUGAUGUAUUCAAGGAAAAAAUUUGAUCGAUGUGGAAAGUGUGGAGGGAAGGCAGAUUCCUGCAAAGACGAAAUGGGUAGUUUUACAGAAAAGAUACAACGUAAGAAUUUAUGUUGAUUCAUUUUUUUUUUUGAAGCAUUGAUGAUGGCUGGUUACUAACGCGAUCUUUGAACGUUUACUUCCCCUUCUUCUCAACAUCAUUGUCGUCGUCUGAAUUAUCAUUAUUAUUAUCAUUUAAAAAAACUUUUAGCAUCAAGAUCAUUAAUUAUCGAAUAAGUGAUGCCUUUUUUUUCCCCAUCGCCGAGUGUUUGAACGUUACUCUUUUAAAACCUGCUUUUCAAAAUAAAUUUCGACAGAGCAGUGAACCUGAAUAAAUUUUUUUGCAGACGUUAAUGAGUCGGCCGUAAUUAAGAAACUUCCUCCUGGCACAGUUUACGCCUACUUCAGAAAGAAAAUCUCUAAGUCGCACAAUGUACUAGGUAAGUAAGAGGGCAACAUAGCCUUCAAUCAUGUUGAAUAGCACAGAGGAGCGACAUAAAAUAUAUUUUCAUAAACCGAUAUUUCGAAAAAGUCGAAUUUUUUGUUCAUUAUUUGAAUCAGUUUUAUGAUGGUGUUUUCCAGGCAUUCAAGACGUGUAUGGAAACUACCUUAUAAAUGUGCCUCAUACUUACUCUAAGACAAUAAAAUACGCUGGAGCUACAAUAACCUACAAACACGACGGAAUGCAAUACAGAGAUUCAUUGGAGAUCCGUGGACCUACCACAGAGACGCUGAAAGUUGUGGUAUUAUACUCAUGCCGAUUUAUUUUUAAUCUACUCCUUUACCAUAAAUUAAAUUACAAUCGCUUGCAUCACGAAACCAAUGAGGUCAAUAAUCCAUCCAUUCCUUAAUUAGUCAAAAUAUUCAUUCGUCAGAUAAUUAACCUUAUGUUGGGUUGGGUUGCAUCUGGUCAGUAAGUCUGGUUAGUCAGCUGGGUAAAACGUCAGUGGGUCAAUCAGCUAGCCGGCCAGUCAGUCAGUCAUUCAUCGAGUCAAUCAUUCAAUCAGUCAGUCUGAAAAAAGGUCAGUCAGUCAGCUGGUCACUAAGUAAACCAGGUAGCCACUCAGAAAAUAAGACGGUCAUCAAGUCAGCGUGUGUGUAAAACGUUCAGGCGGUCAAUCAGUUUGCCAAUCAGCCAGUUAAUGAGUCAGCCAGGCCAACCAGCCAGUCAGUUUUCCAGCCAAUCAGCAAGUUAGCCAGUCAGCAAGUCAUUCUUUAAGUCAGUCGGACAGUCAUUAACUUAGCCUUUCCGUCUUUAAAUCGGUGUGUUAGGCUGUCAAUUCCGAACGAUGGUCAGUCAUUGCAUGAACGGAAGCCAUUAUGUGUGCAUCAUUUUGUAAGAUUACCAAAAGUAAUCUAUGUAUUUACGUAACAUAAUUACUUUAUUAGGGAAUACAAAAAGUCCAUACUAAGUCUCUUGUCAACUCCAUGUGCUUUAAAAUUAAGAAAGCAAAAACUUGAGACUAUAGCUUUCUUGUCGUUUAUCAAUUAGUUCUUAAGAGUAAGGGAAGAGACCGCAGGAGUAGACUAUAUGUUAAAAAGGCCGCUUCUUCUCGGCGAAUCUGUGGAAAAUCUCUCAUACCAAUGGGUGCCUAUUUCACAUUGGUCAACAUGUUCUGUGACCUGUGGAGGAGGUAAGAUUAAAAUUAUCUCAUGGUCUCCAUUUUUUAAUCAAUCCAUUAAUUUCCUUAUUUUCUGGUUGUGUAAAGUACGUAGUAAUGAAUUAAAAAUCAGAGAAAACAAAAGAAGCUCAUAUAAAGCAAAAGCAAAAUUAUACGAAGAAAAAAAAUGGCCUUAUUCUUCACCAAUCUAUGGAAAAAGUUUAACAUGCCCAAGAAAGCUGACGUAUCAUAUCUUCAGUUAUUUCCCCUUCAACUUUAAGACAGUCUGAUUUCAGCUAAAAGUUUCCCUGAUGCUUUUAGCGAGUAGGAUGCAUCAAAUUUAAAAUUUGUCAAUGAAGGACACAAUAAGGUGAAAAAAAACGAAUUUUCCACAGAAAAACACCAUGACUCAUAAUUCUGUGUUUGUAGGUACUCAAACUCGAGAUGUGUUCUGCUUCCUCGCUCAAGAUUCUUCUGUUGUCUCCGAUGAAGCUUGUGGCUCACUCGCAAAACCAGCGAGCACCCAGAAAUGCAACACCCAAGCGUGUGAAGCUAAGUACGAACUGAAGUUGAUCGCUCAUGGUGACUCAUAGCUCUAUAUAACGUUAUAAAAACUGAUCAGACUUACAACUUCCUCUGAUGGUAUCCUGAAGAAUACAGGAGAAUAUCCGAUUAUACUACUUUGCACUGAAUAUAUCCUCACAAAGAACAAAUUUUUUUCAAUUUUGGGCAAUAUCUAACUAGGCUGGCCCACUUUAGUAAUAUGCCGGCUUUAAUGGAAGCCUGAUUAUGAAUCCCGAAAUCAAACCUCACUCGACCUCCAUGCAAGAAACCUCGUUCCCAUACCAAGACAAAUUACUAAAAAUAGUUUAACAUUUAUGUUGAACUCUGAAUUGAUACUAGUAGUAUAGUUUUUUCCAUGAUAUUUAUAUAUAGAUGGUACGUUGAGGAGUGGACGCCUUGUUCAAAAACGUGUGGGAGCGGUAUUCAAACACGAAAAGUGAUCUGUCAGCAGGAAGUGUCGUCAAAAACUGUUGUCGUAAAAAAUUCAAAAUGUCCGGCAAUAACUAAACCAGUUCUUUCUUCGAAAAAGAGAUCUUGUAAUGAGAUCGAUUGUCCCGCUGAGUGGGUUGUGGACUCCGCCUGGUCCAAGGUAAAAUGUUCACCAGUUUUGUCAGGGAUGCUGUCUUAAUUUCUCAACGAAAACAGAGAUUGUUCGUCAAAUCAUUUUGACACCACCUCUUACGUGAAGGUUUGGGACAGCCAAUGAGGAUUUAACACUCCAAGAUAUUAAGAUAUGGAUCCUGUUGUCAGAUUGGGAAAGUGAAAGAAUCCCUCCUUUUAUAUAAAAUGUAAUUCCUCGAUGAAAGAGUAAAUGUCUGCCUUCGGGACCAGACUGUUAAAGACACCUACAUUAAUACCCACUUUCCUUACAAAAGGCAAUUUCAUGGCAAAAACUAUACGAGUGCUAAAAGUGACUAAUGGCACUAAAUAACCUAUUUCUUCUCCUCUUUACAGUGUUCCACUACAUGCAAGCCAGGCAAAAUGACCAGACAAGUAGUGUGUCAAAAAAUCGACCAAAGUGGGGCAACAUCAACGGUGUCGGAUCUUGAAUGUGCCUAUCGGCCCAAUAAGCCAGUCACUCAGUUAGCCUGUCAUGUUAACAUCCCUUGCCCUGCUGAGGGGAACUCAAACGGUAAAUAUGCAUGAAACUAAUGGUAACACUAAUGGUAACACGGUAAUUCUCUAAUUGCUGACGUCAUAGACCUCUGGUUAAAAUUGAUGGUCAGGUUAAAGCCUAGCUGACCUCAUUGUGUUGUGUUUUUGGGGCAGGAUGCUUUAUAAUCGUUAUGCUUCUCUACCCAUUCAUACUGGGUUUUAGCUAACUGUCGCAGGAAAUCGAAAAAAUGCAAUGGGUGACCAAUGUGUAAACGGCAUACCAUUAAGAGGUAUUUGCUGAUGCUAGAUGUCUCUUGCCAUGGAAAUUAGGAUAAACGCAACUAGUUUUUAGAGUACAUCUGCUGACAUGAAACUCGUUUGAUGAUGUUUGGACACAUUAUUGAACGUUUUUAUUUAUUUAAUUAUAUAUUUAUUUUUUUAAAUAAAGGAGAAACGUCUAAAUGUAAUCCUACUAUCAAAUAAAUUAGGACCAUCUAAAAAAGACAUACAAAGAUUCAAAAUGGAGUUCAUCUAGCAGCUUUAUUUACUAUUAUCAAUCAAUAAUAAAAAUUAUGAUAAUUCAAAAACAUCUCGAUCACAAUAUAAGCUAAUCGUGUGAAAAGUGGAAGAGAUUGACUAAGGGACGACCCCGGAGGGCAAUGGAGAGGGUGGUUAAAGAUGUUAACACCACUUGAAAUAUUUGAAAACUUUCGUUUGUGCAUACUGUUGAAAUUUAAGUCAAAAUAUGUUUGUUAUUCUAACAGGAAAAGGCAUUUGCGAUGAAGUGAACCCUUGUAAGAAUGGAGGAAUUUGUACUGGCAACUCUGUUAAUCACCCCUGUUUGUGUCAGGCUGGUUUUACCGGUUCAUACUGCGAAGGUGUGAGAUGCUUCCCGUUUAAUUAUUUACCAUUAUUUGAAUAUUUAGGAAAACUUUAGUCGCUUUUUAAUUUUAAAUAGGAUGUUAUGAGCUAAAACCAAACGUAUUGUAAAAAAUGAAUGCUGAAUGAAAUAAAGAAAAAUUUUAAAAACGCAGCCAGAGAGAGAUUAAAUGUAAGAGGCACGAUAGACCUACUGAAGCUUAUGGCGAGUGCAUUUCUUUGCACUGAAUCGGUUGCACAAAGACUGAUUAUUUACACUAACUUCGAAUUGUUGGGGAAAAUUCGGCGAAACUUUACAACUAUGUUUUUCUACAGUUAAGAGGGACCCUUGUGAAAGCAAUCCGUGUGUAAAUCAAGAAAUCUGUUCUACUGAUGUGAAUUCACCUCUUGGAUACACUUGUCAAGGUAAACCAUCAAGAUCGUGCCAAAUACAGUUUAUAGCGUUGUGUUUCUGAACAAUGCAUGUGACUUCCACAUUGCCUCUUACGGCUCAAUAAGAGGCAAUGAUACCGACGAACCGUUUGAGGAGGUUCAAGGAAUUGCUCAAAGCUUACUGCAAUGAGCCAUUAUCUCGUUAAAGAGGAUUCACAGUAGCUCGUAAGGUUUGAAAUAAUUUAUACUUUAUUUUUACUGGUUAGAGCCAAGUUAUCCAUGCGAUAGCAGCCCAUGUUACAAUGAUGGUGUUUGUGUAAACGACAAAGUAGACUCUUCAAAAUACCAUUGCCAAUGUCCUCCCUGGAUAACUGGAACUAACUGUGAAGGUUUGUUAGGCGUAUAUGUGCUAUUGUCUGAAUUUUCAUAACAUGAAGAAAACUAACGAUCCUAGCCAUAUGGUAUCAAUAAAACUUUCAUAAUCAAUCAAUUUAAGGUUGUCAAUAUUUUUAAUUUUGAAAUCUUAAAAUCUCCAUAGCUCUCCAGAAAAAUACUAACAUAAAUCCAAAAUUUGUCUCAGAUUCAGGAUUUCUGGUAUCACCUAAAUAUAUUUUUUGGCCCUUUACACCAAGAGCUAAUUGUUUACUCUCAUGUAAUCUUAUAAAAUGAAGGCUGUGUUUACUAUUCUUUCAACUCGUUAGUUUUGUCGAGUGCAUGUGAUUCCAGCCCGUGUGUCAACGAUGGUUACUGUAGCAGUGAUCCAGCCAAACCAUCUGAGUAUAAAUGUGCUUGCAGUGAAUGGUUCAAGGGAAAAAAUUGUGAAGGUAGGAUAGACAUGAUACCGAAGCUUGAGCGUAUGUUAAUGUUAAGUCAUGGUUUUCCUCACGCCACGUCGCUAUUUUAUUUGCAGCUAUGUUAAAUUUUAAAAAAAAGAUUCGGUAGUUAGAUGCAUGGUUAAGUCCUUCCAAUCUGGGUCGAGAGGGGUUUGGUUCGAACCAUGACCGGGUAGUCGUGUUGCGUCCCUGGGCAAUAGACUUCACUCUCUCAGUGUCUCUUUCCAUCAACGAAAAGAAAUUGAUCUGAAAACCAAUUUUUAGGUCAGUUUAAUAAGGGUUUACUUGCAAUUAACUAACAUCCCUUAUGCCAUGAAAGCUAUUAAAGCUAUGAUUGCCAGGAGAAGCUCCACAGUAACAGAGCACUUUCAGUGAAAGUAUAUCACUAUUAGACGAUCAGUUCGAUCGAUUAACUGCUUUUUUCUGGUUAUUUAUUAAUUAUUUGUCUUAGCGCCCUUUUGGUAUAUUGUAUCUGAGUGAAAAUUACCCUUCAGCUCGACGGUCAUCUGACUUUGGUCCUACAACCCGACGGUAAUUGCAUUAGCAAUGCUGUUUCGUUCUUUCUCCUCUGCAGUUCAAAUCUUCCCAUGUGAUAGCAAACCUUGCGUUAAUGGUGGAUCAUGCAGUAACGAUCCAAGUGACAUCUCAAAAUAUCACUGCAAGUGUCCCAAAUGGUUUGUUGGAGACAAAUGUCAAGGUAACAGUAUUAAUAUGUAGUUACAAUAAACUGUUCAAUAAUGGCCGCAUCAUUAAUUAAUCCACUGUCCACAAAAAUGUGAAGACGUAAAACGAUUCACUUGUCAACUGUUGGCCGACUGCGUGCAAAUCGAGCAUUCUUGGAGAGCUCCGGUUGAUAUGCUUGCAAAAAGCUUUCGAUUUCCAUUAAGAUAAACAGAUGGAGCAGAACAAUUUAUGUCAUGGUCACACAUCUCAUUCAAUUCUCUUUCAAGUUAUGGUCAUGCCCUCUCCCUUUUCUCCUUUUCAUCAUUUCUCAUACCAUCGCGCAGAAUGCCUAUCGUUCUCGAGACAUUUACUUGCAGUGGCGAAAAAAUUUUAGAUCUGUAGUGUUAGCUACGAAGCGUGCACAAGCUGGUUUUAUUGGUCGUGAUUUUGUGCCCCUCCCUUCACAGGGAACAUUGUCAUAACUUAUUAACUUGUCAGGGUGGAGUUAUGAAACAAAGGCCGCUUAAUAGUGAUUGUUUGUGCUAUUAUUUCGUUUCAUCACAAACCUACCCCAGGGGCCUUAAAAGCUGGCUAUCCAAAAUACUUAAGCUUACCAAAGGCCGUAUGCGGUUGAAUUUCUGCUAGAGGCAAUUGCAUGCCAGAAUCUUGUUGAAAUUUGUAAAAUCAACAAUCUUGGAUGUCCAUCUCUCCUGCCAACCAUGCAACAACAAAUCUCAAACUAAUUGUUGCUUUGGCACUAGUUAUCAACCAAGACAAUUAAAUAAAAGGAAGAAAUGGAAACAAAGUUUUUACUUUCUAGACAAACAAACAAUAUGUGACGCAGCUAAUCCGUGCAGGAACGGAGGGACUUGUAAAAGCAGUUUAGAUAAUCCUGCAGAGUACAGUUGUGAAUGUGGAGACUGGUUCCUUGGAAAAGACUGUGAAGGUGAGCUGAAAUAAUCUUUGAUCUUUGGUUUUUUAUGUGUGUGUGUUUGUGAUAAUUACCAUGACGUCCCCAUGAAUAAUUUACAUUUCCUGUAAGGAACUACCACAAGCCCUUUAAUUGUUGAUCUUGAAUUUUUUUCAAAUUUUUUUUGUGGUACGAUGGUUUUUCAUCUUGUGUGGUAUUCCCCUCAAAACGUUUAUGAAUCAUUUCCAUAUCCUGAGCGGUAGAUUUUCCACAUUUUUUUUCAGUGCAUAACAAUAAGGAAGGCUCUACUUACUAGGGAAAAUCUAUGUUGUUGAACAUGUCAGCAAGCAGUUUUGGAAUCUUUAUUUUUUCAGUCCAAAGGUAUCCGUGUGACAACAAACCCUGUGUGAAUGGAGCCACCUGUAGUAAUGACGAUCAAGAUGUUUCAUUGUAUCACUGUCACUGCACCGACGGCUACAGCGGGAAAAACUGUCAGGGUAGGAGGUUUUUCGAAAACUACCAACUACAUACGUAAAUCAUUUUGUUCCACGAUCGAUAUUUUCCGUCCAAAUUAAAAACCUGGUUUUAUGUAUUGCUUUAGAUUAUAUUUUCAAUGGGAAAAGGUGGGACGUUACAUCACUGAAAAACACCAAACGAAAUUUCAAGAGAUACAUCCUCUCCACGCUUAAAUCCUCGGUAACUGACUGAAAUAGAAAAAAAAGUGACCAUGAAACCUUUCACAAAUUGUUUUCAGUUCCCAACUUCAGAGAAAUCGCCUGUUUCAACACUGGUUCUAGCCUCCUCUCUGACAUACUUGGUGACUUUAAGUCCCAGGUUGCAGAUGAAAAGCAUCAGGAAGUAAUAGGUGCAUGCGCUGAGUUGGCGUUUGAUAAAGGCUACAAGUUCUUUGCACUGGGAUAUAAUGGCGUAUGUCGAUCAGGACCGAACGCCCGGGAUGAGUAUCACAAAGAAGGUGCCACUAGUGAUAGCAAUUGUCCGAAUGGCAUCGGCAUCAGUAAACGUAUUGCUGUUUACACAUUUGGUAAGUUCCACGUUGAUAAUAUUUGUUCAAAACUUUAAUAAAAAUAUAUUGACAAUUAAUAAUAUGAUCAUAGAGGAAAAAACGACAAUAAAAAACGACGGGUACAACACAUUUGUGACAUUUGAAACGCUAAUAUGAUCAAGGAGGCGUCUGAGAAAGAAAAGCAACAAUGAGAUCACAAAAAAAGAAUGCGAUUGUGUGCAUGAAUCAAGGAUCGACAAUAAGUCAGUCGAUCAAUGAAUAAAACUAUGCAAGAUAAGCAAGAUGAGAUUACUUUGUCAAUGUAAGCCUGAGGUUCCAUUGUAACCUGCAUGACAUUAAGUCAAAAGAUGAAAAAACAUGGACUAUGAAAAGAACUUGGGGACUGUCGCACUGAUGCAAAAAUAGUUGACAACUACAAAACCUAUGGAUGGGUGCAUCAUUGACCAAUUUUGUAUAUCAAUGGUCCAAACGUGUAAGAACGAGCGUACGUGCGUGGUACAUUUCAGCGAUCCGAAUAGGUACCGCUGUGAAUGUGGCGAUUGGUUCACGGGAAAUAAUUGCGAAGGUAAGGUCGUUAUAAAAAAUUGUACAAACAUACAAUUGUAAACAAAAGGGGAAAAAAAGAAAACACAAAGGGUUCAUGAUUUGGCGUUUGUUUAUUGCCCAACAAUCGGCAAAGUUCACAAAAUACUAAAUAAGCCAAGUUAAACAGAGAACAACAGUGUUUUAAAAAGAUGGAUUGCCUGCUACGGUUUUUUGAUCCAACGAGUUUAUUCAGUUUUUGGGAGGUCUUCACUGUCAACCAUUAAGGGAGAAAACAGAAUCUUGUCAGUUUUAGGAAACAUUAAUCUCAGACUCAGUAAAUGAAAUUCAAACGCUUCAUCGAGCAUUCUAUAUCUGCCGGAAACACUAAUAUCAUAUUUUCAUUUCUCUCCGCAGUUCAAAUUUACCCGUGCGACAGCAAACCUUGCUUAAAUGGCGCCACUUGUAACAACGAUCCCAAAGACAUCUCCAAAUACAAGUGCAAAUGCGCAGCCUGGUUUACUGGAACAAACUGUGAAGGUAAAAAAAAUAGGGACCCCAGGUUGUUGUGUUGAAAUGAAAUCUUAAUCUUAAUCCGGGAUUGCAUUGCUUAUGCAACAUAAUCGGCCCAUAAACUUGUGCGACGCUCUCAACCAAUCUGAUGGAAAACUUAACGCAAUCAUGACUUGGUUACCUGCGUUUUCCUGCAGAAAGGCUGUUGGCUUAUUUGUAUUAUGAGUUUUAUUUCGCUCUGAAGAGUAUUUCCUUUCUUCCGUUGGGCUGUAAUAAUUACUUUGGUUUUGCUUCUACGACACUAAAUCGAAAAGUGCUGUAACAGUACAAAACCUUCUGUAUUGUGCCAUGCAAGAGCAACAUCUUUUAAUUUUAUUUUAGUUGCUCAAACAAUUUGUGAUACUGAUAAACCAUGUCUAAAUGGAGGGCAAUGUUCAAGUUCCUCAAGCAAGCCGCACAAAUAUUCGUGUGACUGCGGAGACUGGUUCAAAGGAAUUAAUUGUCAAGGCAAGUUCAGAUUUUUUUCCAUACAGAUACUUUCUACUAUGGGCACAGUGAAUUACGUUCAAGAAUUAUUGUGGUAGAUGCCAAGAGAGAAAAACUGCUCUGCCGAGGUGGCCAACGCCCAUGUAUCGCUUAUUUUUUGGCAUAGUUUCCUGAUGCUUUAUCUUUUUUUAGUGUGGUAGUCUAUAAAAGAGGUGUAGAACCUUUCAUUUAAUUGCUUACCUUUUGAGUAAAAAGGAGUCGAAAUAAAUUAAGAAUGAAUGUGCUCUAUGAUAGCGCCUUGGAAAUUUUUUUUUAUAGUUCGAUUGUUCCCGUGUGACAACAAACCCUGUGUGAACGGAGCCACCUGUAGUAAUGACGACCAAGAUGUUUCAUUGUAUCACUGCCACUGUACUGAUGGAUACAGUGGGAAAAACUGUCAAGGUAGGAAGUUGCUAACCAUUUUGAUUCCUUGAAGAAUUCACCAACUACAUACUUUCCAACGGUGAAGACACAAGCAGAUUGAGAUAAGAGCAUCACGCUGUAACUUAAAGUAACGUAAUAACCAUCAAGCUAAAAUUUUAGUUUCUAAUAAAACAGUGAUAUAAUAUGGCAUCAAAAAAUUAUUUUUUUAUUUCUGCAACGAUUACAAAAUUUUGGGGUGCAAAUCCCGAGUGCGUUGCUUGGAGGUGAAUAGAAAAGGAUCUUCGUAGUUUGAGUAGCCAAUCAAAGCACGCCUUCAGUCAACGCUGUCUUCUGUUUUAAUAAAUACUUAAAGUGUCAUGUCUACAGGUAGGAAGUCUGACCGCCGGAUCUCAUUCUAAUUUCUUUAAAUCAAGAGACAAUGAGUAUUACUAACCCUUCAUCAUAAACUAUCAAUGUGAUAUGCAAUCUUUUCUCAGUCCCUACAUUUAGCAAAAUCGCCUGCUUUAACACUGGUUCCAGUUUCCUCCCUGACAUACUCGGUGACUUUAAGUCUCAAGUCGAAAAUAACAAACAGCAAGAGGUUAUCAGUGCAUGCGCUGAGUUGGCGUUUGAUAAAGGCUACAGGUUCUUUGCACUGGGAUAUAAUAGCUUAUGUCGAUCAGGACCAAACGUAAGGGAUGAGUACCACAAAGAGGGCGCCACCAGUGAUAACAACUGUCCGAAUGGCAUCGGUGUUAAUAAACGUAUUGCUGUGUAUACAUUUGGUAAGUCACUCGCAGAGGAUAAAAAAAAAAACUGUUCUGUCAAUGUGGACUUCAACUGAUAUCGCUGCAUGGAUACAAAAUGCACCCAAAAAAAGUCGCUAAAAGUUUUUAGAGAUCUUGUAGAUCUCUUAUAGAGAUAAAUAACUAGGGUCCCUUUACUGACUUCGUGAAGUAGGUUGUGAUUCUAAAUAGUCGCUUCGACUACCCACCACAAAUGUCAAUUUACAAGGCGAUGUGUCAUUGCCCAUAACGCAUAGUGCUUCAAUGUGGUUGGCUAUUUUUAGGACCUCGGUCUUACUGGCGACGGCAUGUUUGCGGUGGAUUGAUAUUAACAGUUAUCUAAAUUUUCCGACCAAUUUUUUGGCGUUGACUAACACUUUUGAUUGUUAAGAAUUCUACGAAUCAUAAGCUGAGGCUUUGGCUAAGCAGUGAGAUGAACAUAUAUUCAUAUGGGUCUUAUUUAAUAAACUAAUUAUUUCGUUUCUGGAUAAAAGCUAGGAAACAUUUUUCAAAUCCCUUUGUGUUCUACAGAGUUACUUCCAAAGCAAAUUAGUCUGGGAUGUUUUAAAGAUAAAAAGUCAUCUCGACUACUUAAUAUAAAGUUUGGGAGUUUCUCGAGUUCAUAUGAUGCACAGAAUCCAUACGAGAUGGUCAUCAGAUGUGCUCACCUCGCCCGAGAUAUGGACUAUGAAUACUUUGCAGUGCAGAGCUCUGGCGACUGUCGCACAGACUUAGAUAUUGUCGAAAACUACAAAACCUAUGGGGAGGCCUCCCCAGACAAGUGCCAGGGAGGAGUGGGUGCAUCACAAACCAACUAUGUAUACAGGCUGAGACCUGCUUUUACUGGUCCAAACGUGUGCGAUACUGUACCAUGCAAGAACGGAGGGACAUGCGUGGUGCAUUUUAAUGAUCCGGAUAAGUACUACUGCGAGUGCGGCAGUUUUUUUCAUGGAGACAAAUGUGAAAGUGAGUAUUCCAGACAAUGGAGGAAAAAUAAAAAACGCUAAUCCAAAUUAGUUCAAUUUUAUUGACGGCACUGACGGGCUGACCCACUGAUUGUCUAACUGACUGAUUCUGAUUGGCAAAUUGCUUGACUGACAGAGAGACCGACUGAGUGGCUUAACUAAGGAUUUGAUUAAAUUUUGUUGUCUCUAAGGAACUCUUUAUGUAACAAGUGGACAGGCCUCGACGAUAUCUGAAACCUCCUAUUAUUAUCAUUCCCAUAAUAAGCAAUUAUUAUGCCGAGGUCUGAGUUAUCUGCCAGAACCGAAGUCUGAGGCAGAUAACACACGAGGUUCAAUAACUCAUGAUAUCAUGCAAACACGGAAUUCAACAAUUGUCUUAUCAUACGUAUUUUACACAAUUAUUGAUAUCGUUAACAUUAUUUUCCUUUACGUGCUGUUAACUACUGAUCUCAACUCAGCGAUCUCUUCUGCCUUUGCCUUUCAGGAGCAGUAAAAACGUAAACGUGUAACUUUAUGGCUUCCGAUAUCUUUAAUUGAAAGUCUAUCAUGAUCCAAUGUCAAAUGAUCUUUUCUUUUAUAUAGUCAAUAUCCUGAAGAGUGCGUAGAGAGAUCAGUAUUGGUGUUAGGAAUUUAUGUACAAUAAUAAAAUGAUGUGCAAAGAUAGUUUCUAAUCUGUUACCUUUGAUGAGAAGAAGAUCCUGCUCGUUACAUUUUUGGAAUUUUAAGCCCAGCCGCGACGUGAAUAGAAAAUGAAAGUAUUCAUCUAACGUAAAGAUCGGCAUUGAAAGUCCAACGAAGAAUCUAAUAGAAAUAUUGCAUAUUGUCAUAAGUUCAUUCUGUCAGGCUUACCGUUUUCAUAACUUCAAUCUGCAAAAGGGUAAAUAGAGAUGGUAUGCAUUAAGUUACAGCAGUUUCCCUCUUUACCUUGGGAUUUCCAAACUUUUUUUUAUAGAGAAAAAAAGUGGAGUUCGAUUUAUAUGGAGGCGCAGAAUUGUAAAUGUUAUUUUCGAACUUUAAAAUCCAUAAGUGAGGGCACGAAGCCGAUAUUCGUGCAGAACGAGGAAACAAACUUGAUAUUCCCGCCCGACCCACUGCAUUUCUCAGCUGGUUCCUAAUUAGAAAUGAAAAAAGGAAGUGAUUACGAUAGUCACCAAUCAAAUGUCCUGAACCAGAUCGAUAUAAUCAGCUUGCCUCUUUCCGACACGGAAAUCAUCAAAACCAUUUACAUAGCUACAGGAUUCUAAUAAAAAGGGAAAUAGCAAUAUAAAAGAAUUCUAAGAGAGAGAAGCAAAUCCUGCCCCGUCUGUUUUCGCCACGUCGCGCAAUUCCUUUCCAGGUCCUUUUCACCAAAAAAGCUCGAGUAGGCUUGGGGAGUGCGCUUUUUGAUGGGCAAUGAGACCGCAUGUGAGCCGAAAUGAUUUAUAAUCGCUAUCUGGUUGUCAAACACAUCUCAGUUUGGUGUAACUUUUAUCGAUCACUCACGAUCUUCGCCCCCAUGUCAAAUAUAUUAAAUUAGACUCAAUAGUUGAGAUCUUCUGCAUACAAUGCCCUCAUCUAUACUAAACUACAACAGCUGUUUAAACACUCGCGUCUUAGGCAUAAUUGAGAUCUUUGUAACGAUAAGUCCCUGUGUAUAUGCGCAUGCCUACUGCCGGCUUCCUUAAUACCUCAAUCUUUUAGAAAAUGUCAAAGCUUUGUAGAUGUCAUCUUCAGCACAUUGAAUAUUGUUUGUUUGCUUUUUUUCAGAUCAAAUAUUCCCGUGCGACAGCAAUCCAUGUCAAAAUGGUGCCACUUGUAAAAACGAUCCUGAAGACAUUUCCAAUUACAACUGUCAGUGUGCAAAAUGGUUCACUGGGAUAAACUGUCAAGGUAAUUGUAACAUUAAUUCCGCUUAUUUUACUUAAAAUUUAGAAUACAUGGGUCAUUCCUAAACUAAUGUUUAAGGUACCCAACUAAUAUUAAAGGCCCCGUUAGCUCGAAGGGUGAAUAAUGCUUUGCACUACAUAAAUCUCUUGGCAGAUAGUACGGUACAUUUUUCUGCUGGGACACUUAUCCGCGUGAUCCAUAGCAAGUUAUGCCUUGGAUGGCGCAAUCCGUCCUCUGAACAUCUGGCCCGCUAUAAUAGAUUUUAAUGUUCAGAAUACAUCAAUACAGGAAUACAUGCCCCGUUAGCUCGAAGGGUUGAAAACGCUAUGUACUAGAUAAAUCUCUCGGUGGAUAGUGCAAUAAAAGUUUCUGUUGGGACACUUGUCCGCUAGAUCGACAGCAAUUAUUCCUUGAACAACUUGCCUCUUAAAAUAGAUUUUAAAGGUCAGAAUACAGGAAGUCUAAUACAAAUAUUAGUUUUCCCUUUCAAUGGCAUCAUUUUUAUUAUGUAAGACCCUUGUCACUUUGCAAUGUAACAAUGCACUUUUCAUACAGGGAACGAUUCCAGCGGUUAAGUCUAAAACAAUGCCUAAUCCGGCAGAAAUUAGUUUGUCCAUGUGGUACAGUGUGCUCGGAUUCUUCUUUAACUUAGAAUUCUGACAACUGUUAUGAAACAAAUUUUCCUCAAAUAUCUUUCAAGUGCAACUCCGUCUAUAAAUCACUAAAUUGUAAACCGUUUGGUAUGUUACGCUGUCUUAUAUCAGUUCCAUCUUUAUGGCGAUGAUUUUUUUCAGUUGCACAGACCAUUUGUGAUACUGAUAAACCAUGCCUUAAUGGAUUGAACUGUUCAAGCAACACAAGUAGCCCUGCUCAAUACAAUUGCGAUUGCGGAGACUGGUUCAAAGGCAAAAAUUGCGAAGGUAUUUUUUAAGACUCGGUUCUGUCUCCUGUAUAACGAUCUAACGUCCUGUUACGGUUUAGCCGCUGUGUAAAUACCUCUUUUUUAAAUAUGAAUGGGUUUGAAGUUAAACUGCUUAAAUAAAAGAUUUUUAAUAAUGAGAAAUAUUUAAAAUUGCUAUCUAUUAACUAUACCCUGUCAAAAAAGAUCCAUAGCUUGAUUUUAUUCCGUUGUUAAAGUUCGUCUAUUCCCGUGUGACAACAAACCCUGUGUGAACGGAGCCACCUGUGUGAAUGACGACCACGAUGUAUCACUGUAUCACUGUCACUGCACUGACGGCUACAGCGGGAAAGACUGUCAGGGUAAGAAAAAAUCUAAGUAUUUGUCCAAUGUCUUUUAUUUAGCGCAUAUGUGUUGAAUAUAGUGGUACCAGGUUGGCUGAUCGGCAAGUGUAUGUCAUCUCUUCCUAGUUCCUUCUUACAGCAAAAUCGCCUGCUUUAACACUGGUUCCAGUUCCCUCCCUGACAUACUCGGUGACUUUAAGUCCCAAGUCGCACAAAAUAAGCAUCAAGGGGUUAUCAGCGCAUGUGCUGAGUUAGCGUUUGAUAAAGGCUACAAGUUCUUUGCACUGGAAUAUAAUGGCGUAUGUAGAUCGGGUCCGAACGUCCAGGAUAAGUACCACAGAGAAAGCGCCACCAGUGAUAACAAUUGUCCGAAUGGCAUCGGUAUCAAUAAACGUAUGGCAGUCUACACCUUCGGUGAGUUAUUUCUUUCAAAAUUGACUUUCUAUCGGUUCAUACAGCAAUGUAAUUUACCGCCACCUAGUAAGCUUCAUUCAGGGGUCGCCGAGUUGCAACGCAGAAAAUCUUCAUGAUAAAAUACAUUGAGCUCUUAUUUUUACUAUCUCUAGAACUGGUAGCUGUCAACGAGCUAAAAGCUCCAUUCUUUAAUCAGUUCAAGUCCGAUCACGUACUGCUCGCCAGGGACAGUAGUUAUUUCUCUAUCUUAUAUACUUUUCCCACUAGUCUUUGAUUCCGGCUUGCCUUACAGAAACUACUCCCAAAACGAAUAUCUGUUGGAUUUUUUGAGGAUUAGUUUACUGAAAGUUAUCACAACUGUUCAAAAUUGAGCGUAGAAGUUUCCUAAUGCACACGAUGUAAUGAACCCGGAGGUCAUCAGAGGCGUCCAUCUUGCACAUCUAAAAUUACGCUGAUCUUACUGAAUAAUUGUAUCUCAGUGUUCAUAUUUAUUUUGCUUUUUAGAACUACUUCCAAAGCAAAUCAGUCUAGGAUGUUUCAAAGAUAAAAAGUCAUCUCGACUACUUAAUAUAAAGUUUGGGAGUUUCUCGAGUUCAUAUGAUGCACAGAAUCCAUAUGAGAUGGUCAUCAGAUGUGCUCACCUCGCCCGAGAUAAGGACUAUGAAUACUUCGCGGUGCAGAGCUCUGGCGACUGUCGAACAGACUUGGAUAUUGUCGAAAACUACAAAACCUAUGGGGAGGCCUCUCCAGACAAGUGCCAGGGAGGAGUGGGUGCAUCACAAACCAAUUAUGUAUACAGGCUGAGACCUGCUUUUACUGGUCCAAACGUGUGUGAUACUGUACCAUGCAAGAACGGAGGGACAUGCGUGGUGCAUUUUAAUGAUCCGGAUAAGUACUACUGCGAGUGCGGCAGUUUUUUUCAUGGAGACAAAUGUGAAAGUGAGUAUUCCAGACAAUGGAGGAAAAAUAAAAAACGCUGAUGCAAAUAAGUUCAAUUUUAUUGACGGCACUUACGGGCUGACCCACUAAUUGUCUAACUGACUGAUUCUGAUUGGCGAAUUGCUUGACUGACAGACAGACCAACUGAGUGGCUUAACUGAGGAUUUGAAUAAAUUUUGUUGUCUCUAAGGAACUCGUAAUGCAACAAGUGGACAGGCCUCGACGAUAUCUGAAACCUUCCAUUAUUAUCAUUCUCAUAAUAAGCAAUUAUUAUGCCGAGGUCUGAGUUAUCUGCCAGAACCGAAGUCGGAGGCAGAUAACACACGAGGCUUAAUAACUCAUGAUAUCAUGCAAACACGGAAUUCAAUAUCGUUAACAUUAUUUUCCUUUACGUACUAUUAACUACUGAUCUCAACUCAGCGAUCUCUUCUGCCUUUGCCUUUCAGGAGCAGUAAAAACGUAAACGUGUAACUUUAUGGCUUCCGAUAUCUUUAACUGAAAGUCUAUCAUGAUCCAAUGUCAAAUGAUCUUUUCUUUUAUAUAGUCAAUAUCCUGAAGAGUGCGUAGAGAGAUCAGUAUUGGUGUUAGGAAUUUAUGUACAAUAAUAAAAUGAUGUGCAAAGAUAGUUUCUAAUCUGUUACCUUUGAUGAGAAGAAGAUCCUGCUCGUUUCAUUUUUGGAAUUUUAAGCCCAGCCAGGACGUGAAUAGAAAAUGAAAGUAUUCAUCUAACGUAAAGAUCGGCAUUGAAAGUCCAACGAAGAAUCUAAUAGAAAUAUUGCAUACUGUCAUAAGUUCAUUCUGUCUGGCUUACGGUUUUCAUAACUUCAAUCUGCAAAAGGGGAAAUAGAGGCGGUAUGCAUUAAAUUACAGCAAUUUUCCUUUUUAGCUUGAGAUUUGCAAACUUUUUUUUAUAGAGAAAAAAAGCGGAAUUCGAUUUAUAUGGGGGCGCAGAAUUGUAAAUUUUAUUUUCGAAUUUUAAAAUCCAUAAGUGAGGGCACGAGGCCGAUAUUCGUGCAGAACGAGGAAACAAACUUGAUAUUCCUCCCCCGACCCACUGCAUUUCUCAGCUGGUUCCUAAUUAGAAAUGAAAAAAGGAAGUGAUUACGAUAGUCACCAGUGUCCUGAACCCGAUCGAGAUAAAUCAGCUUGCCUCUUUCCGACACGGAAAUUAUCAAAACCAUUUACAUAGCUACAGGAUUCUAAUAAAAAGGGAAAUAACAAUGUAAAAGAAUUCUCAGAGAGAGAAGCAAAUCCUGCCCCGUCUGUUUUUGCCACGUCGGGCAAUUCCUUUCCAAGUCCUUUUCACCAAAAUAGCUCGAGUAGGCUUGGGGAGUGCACUUUUUUGAUGGGUAAUGAGACCGCAUGUGAGCGGAAAUGACUUAUAAUCGCUAGUUGGUUGUCGAACCCAUCUCAAUUUGGUGUAACUUUUAUCGAUCACUCGUGAUCUUCGCCCCCAUGUCAAAUAUAUAUUCAAUUAGACUCAAGAGUCUAGAUCUUCUGUAUACAAUGCUCUCAUCUAAAAUAAACUCCAACAGCUGUUUAAACACUCGCGUCCAAGGUAUAAUUGAGAUCUUUGUCAUGAUAAGUCCCUGUAUAUAUGCGCAUGCCUACUGCCGGCUACCUUAAUACCUCAAAUCUUUUUGCACAUUUCAAAGCUUUGUAGAUGUCAUCUUCAGCACAUUGAAUAUUGUUUGUUUGCUUUUUUUCAGAUCAAAUAUUCCCGUGCGACAGCAAUCCAUGCCAAAAUGGCGCCACUUGUAAAAACGAUCCUAAAGACAUUUCCAAAUACAACUGUCAGUGUGCAAACUGGUUCACUGGGAUAAACUGUCAAGGUAAUUGUAACGUUAAGUCCGCUUAUUUUACUUAAAAUUUAGAAUGCAUGGGUCAUUCCUAAACUAAUGUUUAAGGUACCCAACUAAUAUUAAAGGCCCCGUUAGCUCCAAGGGUGAAUAACGCUUUGCACUAGAUAAAUCUCUUGGCGGAUAGUACGGUACAUUAUUCUGCUGGGACACUUAUCCGCGUGAUCCAUAGCAAGUUAUGCCUUGGAUGGCGCAAUCCGUCCUUUGAACAACUGGCCCGCUAUAAUAGAUUUCAAUGUUCAGAAUAAAUCAAUACAGGAAUACAGGCUCCGUUAGCUCGAAGGGUGGAUAACGCUAUGUACUAGAUAAAUCUCUCGGCGGAUAGUGCAGUAAAUGUUUCUGUUGGGACACUUGUCCGCUAGAUCGACAGCAAUUAUUCCUUGAACAACUUUCCUCUUAUAAUAGAUUUUAAAGGUCAGAAUACAGGAAGUCUAAUACAAAUAUUGGUUUUCCCUUUCAAUGGCAUCAUUUUUAUUAUGUAAGACCCUUGUCACUUUGCAAUGUAACAAUGCAAUUUUCAUACAGGGAACGAUUCCAAUUGUUAGGUCUAAAAAAAUGCCUACUCCGGCAGAAAUUAGUUUGUCCACGUGGUACAGUGUGCUCGGAUUUUUCUUUAACUUAGAAUUCUGGCAGAUGUUAUGAAACAAAUUUUCCUCAAAUAUCUUUCAAGUGCAAUUCCGUCUAUGAAUCUCUAAAUUGUAAACCGUUCGGAAUGUUACGCUGUCUUAUAUCAGUUCCAUCUUUAUGGCGAUGAUUUUUUUCAGUUGCGCAGACCAUUUGUGAUACUGAUAAACCAUGCCUUAAUGGAUUGAACUGUUCAAGUAACACAAGCAGCCCUGCUCAAUACAAUUGUGAUUGCGGAGACUGGUUCAAAGGCAAGAAUUGCGAAGGUAUUUUUUUAAGACUCGGUUCGUCUCCUAUAUAAUGACCUACAAUCCUGUUACACACACACACUAUACUUUAUUUCAUGCAAAUCAUUUUGCCAUCUCCACCCGCAAAUAGCAAAAGCUAGACGAGGCAGGCGGAGAGGAAAGGUUACAGCAGUCAUAACAGAUAAUAUAAUAAUUGUAAAGUAACUAAAUAAACUAUCUGGAUAAAUAAGAACUACUGAAAAAAAAAAAAAAAAAAAAAAAAAAAAAAACAAGCUAAAGUUACAAAAUAUAUAGUCUUACAGAAUGAUAUUACAAUCAAAUUUACUACUAACAGAACUAUCAAUUAUAUACAUUGAGUCGAGGAUGCAGAAUUUGCCAUUUUUUGUAGGAGAAUGGGCACUUCAACAUAAUCGUCCUCUGCUUCCAUUAUCGAGAGCAAAAAGUCAUGAAAAUUUUUCUUAAAAGCUCCUUUGGAGAGUUGACGAAAUUCGUUAGGAAUUGCGUUCCAAAGUUUAGCUCCAAACCUGGAAAAAGAAUCUUGAUUUAGAUUCAGUCUUGAAGUUUGAACAUAAUAAUUUCCAGACGAAGAAAACCUGGUCUCAUGCCUGUGCUUUGAAUUAGCUUUAGUGAAGAAAUCACAGAUGUUAGACGGAGCAUUCAUGCAGGAAACGUCAAACAUUAUAGAAGAUACUUUUUCAGCAUAUAACAUUUGUAGGGGUACAGUUUAGCCGCUGUGUGAAUACCUCCUUUUGAAAUAUGAAACUGUUCGAAGUUAAACUGCUUAAAUAAAAGAAUUGAAAUUAUCAUCAGUGUUAUAAAUAGUUCUCAAUGAAUAUGUCGCCUGCCACGAAAGUCUCAUAGCUUUAUGUUUAUUCAAUUGUCACAGUUCGUCUAUUCCCGUGUGACAACAAACCCUGUUUGAACGGAGCCACCUGUGCCAAUGACGAUGAAGAUGUAUCAUUUUAUCACUGUCACUGUACUGACGGCUACAGCGGGAAAAACUGUCAAGGUAGGAAAAAAAUUCCCAUCUGUCCAAUGCUUUUUGUAUAGUCAGCGCACAUGUGCUGAUUAUGGUGGUUCUUGGUUGGCUAAUCGACAAGGAUAUGUCAUCUCUUCCUAGUUCCUAUUUACAGCAAAAUUGCCUGCUUUAACACCGGUUCCAGUUCCCUCCCUGACAUACUCGAUGACUUUAAGUCCCAAGUCGCAGAAAAUAAGCAUCAAGGGGUUAUCAGCGCAUGUGCUGAGUUAGCGUUUGAUGAAGGCUACAAGUUCUUCGCACUGGGAUAUAAUGGUAUAUGUAGAUCGGGUCCGAACGCCCGGGAUGAGUACCACAAAGAAAGCGCCACCAGUGAUAACAAUUGUCCGAAUGGCAUCGGUGUCAAUAAACGUAUUGCAGUCUACACCUUCGGUGAGUUGUUUCUUUCAAGAUUGACUUUUGAUCGGUUUAUAAAGCAACGUAAUUUUAUUGCCACCUAGUAAGCUCCAUUCAUGGGUCGCCGAGUUGCAACGCAGAAAAUCUUCAUGAUAAAAAAACAGUGAACUCUUAUGUUAACCAUCUCAAAAACAGGAAACUGUCAAUGAGAAUAAAGCUGCAUUCUUUAGCCUGUCCAGGUCCGAUCAUUGACUGUAUUUAUUUCUGUAUCUUGUAUACUUUUCCUACUAGAUAGUCUCUGAUUCCGGCUUGCCUUGCAGAAACCACUCCCAAAACGAAUAUAUCUUGGAUGUUUCAAGGAUUAGUUUGAUAAAAGUUUCCUCGACUGCUCAAAAUUGAGCCUAGCAGUUUCCUUAUUGACACGAUGUAUUGAACCCGAAGAUCAUCAGAGGCGUCCAUCUUACACAUCUAAAAUUGCGCUGACCCUACUGAAUAACUGUAUCACAGUGUUAAUAUUUACUUUUACUUUCAGAACUACUUCCAAAGCAAAUUAGUCUGGGAUGUUUUAACGAGAAAAAGUCAUCUCGACUUCUGAACGUAAAGUUUGGAAGUUUCUCGACCUCGUACGAUGCACAGAAUCCAUACGAGAUGGUCAUCAGAUGCGCGCACCUCGCCCGAGAUAUGGACUAUGAGUAUUUUGCAGUGCAGGACUUUGGCGACUGUCGCACAGAUGUAAAAUUAGUUGAAAAUUAUGAAUCCUAUGGAGAAUCCUCCCCAGACAAGUGCCAGGGAGGGGUGGGUGCAUCCCAAACCAACUACGUAUACCGAUUGAGACCAGCAUUUACUGGCCCGAACGUGUGCGAUACUGUACCAUGCAAGAACGGGGGAACCUGCGUGGUGCACUUCAGUGAUUCCAGCAGGUACUAUUGUAAUUGCGGAGAAUGGUUUGUUGGUAAUAACUGCGGAGGUAAGAUAUGUGAAGUAUUUCAGGCGGGCUAAAUAAAAACUGUUAGAUAGACUCUUCCCCCACUUCCUCAGUGACCUCUUUCGCAGGAUAUCAGAAAUAUUUGAAAUGGCAUAUUUUUUCGAUCAAGCCUUUUCCUUCCAAAUCUUUAACCUCUGACUUUCGCCAUUCCUGCCGAGGUUCAUGCUUGUUUUUUAGGUCAGGUAACGUCUGUGUCAAGAGGCCAACCCAGCCAAUUUUCAUCCCGGUUUCCAUAGAAUUAAGUAAGUAGUUAGAUGGUAUGGUAUGGGUUACCCCAACAUAUCAUCAGACUACCCUCACAAUUCAGCGGUACCCAUUUAUACUCGUGGGUGGAGAGAAGCACUCUGAGACACUGUGAGAGAAACUCCGUAUCAUUUUUUUUUUACUAUGAAAAUAUCACAUACAUGAGAAUUUUCCCUGUUGAUAAUGUACAUGAAAAAAUUACGCACUCCUGCUUGGCUGAAAACGAGUGCAUUCUCAUGUAACACGAAAGCAAAGUUGUAACACGAGUGCAAAUUACAAAUAGCACGCGCACGCUCUAAACAUUUCGUCUGUCUUUAGCCUUCAUGGUGUUCUUUCAUGUACACUAUUAAAAAGUAGUAACAUGAUUUUAUGUGCAAUUUGGUGUAAUAAGCAGUUGUAAAUUUUUCUUAGACUGCAGAUUGAACUUGCCUUAGGGGUUCAUGCAAUUUUACUCUCUUUGAAAAAUUUACUCGCUCUAUUAACACCAAAUUUGAGUUCGAUUAGUGUUUAGGGACUUUGCUAAACUUUAGUUUAAUUCUUAUUGACAGUGCAAAUUUAUCCGUGCGACAGCAAUCCUUGUCAAAAUGGCGCCACUUGUGGCAACGAUCCCCACAACAUUUCCAAAUACAAGUGUCAGUGCGCAGACUGGUUCACCGGGUCAAACUGUCAAGGUACCUUUAUCACCAAGUCAGCUCAUUGUCGACAAAAUUCAUUCUUCGCAUAGUGUUGUCAGUUUCAUGUCGGUUUGGGAAACUAUACUUGUCCUGUUAUUCCCCCCUUUUAAUCAAAUUACACUUCUGAUUUUGUUGCUUUUGAAAUUGGGGUUUGUGUCGACAAGUCAAGCCUUUAGGCAAUCUACGUAUUCCUGGUAACAGUGCUACGUUUUUGUUUCCUAUUGUUAGUUUCUCAAACCAUUUGUGACACCGGAAAGCCGUGUUUGAAUGGCAGAAAAUGUUUAAGUAGCACAAAAAGUCCGGAGCAAUACAAAUGCGACUGUGGAGAUUGGUUCAAGGGCAAGAAUUGCGAAGGUAUAAUAUGAUCACUUGAGAUCUUUUUCUGUCGUUUUUGGUUUAGUUUCUUUAAGCCAAUGACUGUUUGAACAGACAGCUGCGAGGUAAAUAAGAAAAAAAAAAAGAAACACUUGAAACAAAUGAAGCAUAAAAGCAACCGGCACAAUUGCAAUGAUUAUGUAAGUAUGUGCAAUAUGCGAUGGCCUCGUGUUGUAACCGUAUAUCACUGGAGUCCUUAGGCAAACCACGACGACAGCGGCAACAAAAGCGCGGUAAAUUAAAUAAUUAAAUGGGAAAACCAAUUAGCUCAGCGCGUGCGUUUUAAAACGUAUUACGUUUUCAGCCAUCCUUUGCAAAAAAACAAUAUGAAAUCUCCAAAAUUUUCAUGGUCUGAGGAAUACUGAAGCCUCCAGUGUGAAAUUCAAUGCUUUUCACAAAUGUGAUGCUAAAGUUGAAGCGAGACGCCGUAAACGACGGUAAACACAUCCAGAGAUUCGCAUUAUUAUAACUAUAACUAUAAAUUCAAUUUUCGAUAGAAGUCUUCCUCGGAUUUCCUUUCUGACUGCUUAAGUUCCCCAGAGACCAUAAAGACCAGAACCUUUGCAAAAUUGAAAUUCUCUUCCAGUCUUUCGAUGAAAACGGAUAUAUGCAGAGCUUCACUUUAUUAACUUGACGGAUUUAAAGUAUUCUUCAACCAACCCUUUUUACAACCUUUACUAAAGAGGUAGAGCAUAUUUAGACUUUCUACCUGUAACAGCAAAAGCGUCAUCUUUUCAACUCGAAAUGUUUCCUAUUUACGCAGUAGCAGAAGUAUUAGUAGUAGUAGUAGUGGUAGUCGUAGGUUGCUUAGGGUUAGAAUAGAUAAUAGGUAAUUUAACUAAUUAAUAUAAACAACUUAAACACAAAAAAUGACUACAAACGAAGCCUAACGGAAAAAUACUAACACUGAUAACACCUAAUAUACAACUGCAAAAAUCGAAUAACUUGAAGACGUACGCUAAGCGCCACUUAACUCAAAGUGAUAAUGCGUAAAAGAAACUGGCUUUAAAUACAAGAGGACUGCGAAAUAACGUGCGGUAUGAGAAACAUACGAAAAGGUGUAACUGACAAAGAAAAACGCUAACAAACUUAACAAAAAAAAACACGAACGAGGAGGAGUGAAAAAAUGAAUAAACAAUUAUAUACGAAUUACGCGAAAAAACAAUUAGCAAGGGCUUAAAUCUUACGCUACCUUAAGAAUAUUGUUUGAAGCGAGGGCUAUGACUCAAUUGAAGUCGUAACUUAAUACCAAAGAUGCAGAUAUAACUUGCAGCUAUUUACUAAUUUAUACUAAUGUUGAUGCUUUUAGUUCGACUUUUUCCGUGUGAUAACAAACCCUGUGUGAACGGAGCCACCUGUACUAAUGACGACCAAGACGUGUCAUUGUAUCACUGUAACUGCACUGACGGCUACAGCGGGAAAAACUGUCAAGGUAGGAAAAAAUUGCACUUGAUGUUCCAUUAUCGUCACACCUUAGCUGAUUACAAGAUUGUUUUUUAUUUUUCUAGUUCCCGCUUUCAGCAAAAUCGCCUGUUUUAACACUGGUUCCAGUUAUCUCUCUGACGUACUUGGUGACUUUAAGUCCCAAGUUGCAGAUAAAAAGCAUCAAGUGGUUAUCAGCACAUGCGCUGAGUUGGCGUUUGAUAAAGGCUACCAGUUCUUUGCACUGGGAUAUAAUGGCUUAUGUCGAUCAGGACCAAACGCCCGGGAUGAGUACCACAAAGAGGGCGCCACCAGUGAUAACAACUGUGUGAAUGGCAUUGGUAUCAAUAAACGUAUCGCUGUUUACACUUUUGGUGAGUUCCACGUUGAUAACAUUUGUUUAACCGUAAGUGACAACAUUUGUCAGAAUGGCGUCGGUAUUGGUAAACUUAUUGCUGUCUACACAAUUGAUGAGACACUUGCAUUUAAAACCGAAGUUUGCUUCGUUUUCUAUUAUUGUUUCCAUAAAAGAACUCACGCCUAUCUCAAACGGGAGGUGAGAGAGCUUGGAGAGCUAAAACAGCAGCGAAAAAGCGAUUUUCUCUCUCCAAAAUCCUUUUUUUUUUUACGUAGAGACAACCUUUUGCCAUAUCUUUCUCCCUGGCGAGUUGCAAUGUUGGCCCCGUGGCGAUCCCAGAAAUCUUUGCGCAAACACAAGGAUUCGAUCAUUGGAAACUCAGUCAUCCAGUAAAGAUUGCCUUCCAUUAAGAAUCUGGGGGUAACGUCAACGCUUUUUCCCUCUUGCUACGUUCUUAUCAGACUUGAAGCUUGCUUGACAUCGUCAGAAUAAUUUAGCUAUCAUCCUAUUCGUUACACAUACACGUGCCUUUUUUUUUUCUCUUAGAACUGCUCCCAAAACAGAUUCCUCUUGGAUGCUUUAAAGAGAAAAGAUCCUCCUCCUCCCGACUGCUCAGUGUAAAGUUUGGGAGUUUCUCGAGCUCAUACGAUGAACAGGAUCCUUACGCAAUGGUCAUCAGAUGCACGCACCUCGCCCGAGACAUGGACUAUGAAUACUUUGCGGUUCAGAACUAUGGUGACUGUCGCACAGAUUCGAAAAUAGUCGACAACUAUAACACGUACGGAGUUGCAACUCCAGACAAGUGCCUGGGAGGAGUUGGUGCAUUGCUCACCAAUUAUGUAUAUCGGCUAAGACCA